CAACGCCAGCCAAUACAAAUUCCGCUUCAAUGGAAACAGAGUAGUGGCGGCGUUGUGAUUUGCUGCAGUUACCGGGGCUCGCUCUUAUAGGCGUGGCCACAGGGUACAGUGUGUUUAUAAAGCCGGCAAUGGUUGCAUCAGUACCAGUUACUGAUCUUUCUGCCCAGCAGGUGAGCGGUGAUGCCUGCCUCCCUCAGCAUGGAGUUGCCUGCCUCCCAACAGUCUCUCUGGAUCUUCGGAUACGGCUCUUUGGUGUGGAAGCCGAACUUCGAAUUUACCUCCAGCAAAGUGGGCUUCGUCCCAGGCUACAGCCGCAAGUUCUGGCAAGGGGACACUUUUCACAGAGGCAGCCCCCAAAUGCCCGGCCGCGUCGUGACCUUACAAGAAGAUUAUUCGGAGUGCACGUGGGGCAUAGCCUAUGAGGUGCGUGGCAAGCAGAUUGAGUCGUCCCUGCAGCACUUGGAUGUACGAGAGUCUGUCCUUGGGGGCUACAUCACUAAACUGGUUAAGUUCUACCCCCAGGACGAGGGAGAGGAAGGAGCAAUACUGGCGCUGGUUUAUAUAGCCACACCUCAGAACCCCCGUUACUUGGGUCCAGCCACUGAAGAAGAGAUUGCAGCCCAAAUUUUAGCAUGUAGCGGCUGUGCCGGACACAACAUGGAGUAUCUCCUGCGAUUGGCCGAGUUCAUGCACAACUGCUGCCCUGAUGCGGAGGACAAGCAUCUGUUCUUGAUAGAGGAGGUACUCAUAGCCUGUCUGUCAUCUGCUAAAAUGGUCCUGGACAAAAGGCACAUUCUGAGGUCUUCAUGACUACCCCAAAACCAUCGCUACCUCGAAAAGGACCUGUCUGUGGUCCAAAUGAGACGGUCACUGACUUACCAGGAUAAUAAUCGCUACUAAAGCGCUCCAGAAUCUGAGACUCAUCCAACACUCAUAUCCAAGUCAAAAUGUUUACAAAUACUUUAGAGGGGAGGGGGUUGUUGAUCAGGGGAUGGUGUCAUUUAGCUAAAUUGACAGAUAAAAUACAGAUAAAAUACUGCCUGGGAGAAGGGUUUUAGGUGGGGGAGCUGUGCAUCUGUUUGUCUUUUUCUUUGUUUUUAGUUGUUAGUAUUGUGUGCUCCAGUUGAGCUGGCCUCUGCUGGAAGUCGUGUGUGUAUAUAUGAAAUCUACCUCCUGUUAUUUAAGGGGUGAAAGAAUAUAAGUAGCAGAUAUAAGGUCCUAAUCUAAAUGGCUGUGUGCCAAAUGUUUGUCGCCAUAAAAAUAGGGAAUAAUGUAAUAACGGGUCCAACAUUUGCUUCAUGUCUAGUAACCUGUAGCAACCAACAUUUCCUGGUCUGGUUGGUUUCUAUGGGUUACUAGGUCUGGAGCAAAUGGUUAUUGACACUACCCCUUGUGAUGAAUGAGAUGAUGAAUGAAUUCUCCGUAAACUGGAUCAAGCAGCAUGUGAGACACAGAGCACAAUCGGGUCAAUCUGAUUGGUUCUUAAACUUCAGGAUUUCAGAAGCCUUUUUAGUGCAAUGUAUGUAUUGAAACCGGUCUGACUCCUGUAAUGUACUGUAGAGUCGCCACCCAUUUGUCCAUCUGUCCCACGUCACUCGCAUUUGUUAUUGUGACCAUGAGCUGCUGUGUGGGUGGGAACAAUAUUAAGCAAUUUAAGAAUUUAAAGAGUAAAAUCACCUUUAAAGGAUCAGUAACCCAUUUUUUUAUAUAUAAAUUUUUUUUUUUAUGGUAUAGAAUGAAAAAGACAUUAAAAUUUUAAAUUGCCAAAAGUCUUUAUUAAGAAAUUACUUACCGAUACUCCACUUGCGCUCCUCUUCACAAGGCAUCACUGUGACAAUCCUCCAUGCGGCACUCUUAUUUCUCCUCCCUGGCUAGCGCCUAUAAGGAAGGCAGGGAGUAGAAAUUGAGCGUUGCAUGAUGGAUUGUCGCCUAUCCUGAAGAGGAGCACAAGCGGAGUUUUGGUAAGUUAUUUCGUAAUAAAGUUUAAUUUGUCCUGGGUUUUUUUUGUUUUUUUUUCUUCUACUAUACCAAUGUAUGUUACUGGUCCUUUAAAGUAAAACUUUUAGCUAUGCAUCAAUCCAAUUGGCCUUCAUGUUUAAGGGUGUGAUGGAGAGGAGAGGGUUUUUUUUUUUUUUUUUAAUGGUGCUGUUAUUUAUUACAUGGCAAAAAAAAAAAAUUAAUAAAACCUCACAAAUGGAAGACCAAUUGCAAAUUAUCUUAAAUGCCAUAGCCUGCUUAAUUCUGAAAAGUUUAAAUGUAAAGGUGAUGUGCAUGUUAGAUACUUAGUGCACCCCCAUCCCCUGGUGUCACAUGGAUACUGUGUAGAUCUUGGUUUAUAUAUGGAGAGAUUAAGGGAUAUUUAUGCUGCUAAAAUAUUUAUUUGAACAGAAAAAAAAGUGGUAUUUGAAUUUAUUAGUAAAAGGGGAAAUGUGCAAUAGUGAGUAGUUGGAGCAAUGAACAUGCCUGAAUUU
This is a messenger RNA of Xenopus laevis (African clawed frog), 2471 nucleotides long. It is a transcript of the gene chac1.S, whose product is annotated as glutathione-specific gamma-glutamylcyclotransferase 1-like. NCBI's taxonomy places the organism in Eukaryota, Metazoa, Chordata, Amphibia, Anura, Pipidae. The transcript has 3 exons. The record is from RefSeq and is a predicted model, not a curated record. Bases 181 to 810 code for a protein of 209 amino acids.